This is a messenger RNA of Cylicostephanus goldi, 354 nucleotides long. Lineage: Eukaryota; Metazoa; Nematoda; Chromadorea; Rhabditida; Strongylidae. The record is from the annotation of a GenBank genome assembly.
AUGUGUGCUCUCAUCGUCCUCAUCAACACCAUCACCUUUUAUUAUUUACGUAGCCAAAUGAAGGUUUUACAAAAGACAGGAGGAAGGCGUGUAGCUCAGCGAAUUUCACAGAUGAAGAAAAACACUCAUUUUUAUAUACAGGGAUGUAUCAGUGCAGCUGUAGUAAUAAUAGCUACUAUUCUAUUCCGCAUCGUUCCUCUAUUUAAUUUCAAGAAAUUUGGACUUGCCAUCAUAACCGGUGUGAAUUGGGAACUGAUAGCAAUAAGCAACGGUUUAAUAUUACUACUGUUCAACAAAUCACUUCGCAAUGUUAAACGAAAUGAACAUGUCGUGAUCAGCGUGACCAACCAUUAA